CAACAUUAAUGCUCACGCUCAUAAUACAACAUACAGAGGUAAUGAAGGCCAAACAAACACUUAAGUUAAGAGUGUUUUUUAAAGGGAUUUGUUAAAAAAGUGACAUUUCCAGGUGGUUUAUGAUUCUGUUUUUAGAUUAACUAUAUAAGCUAAGGAGUAUUUCGAAAACAUCAUUAGUUUCUUGCAAACUUUUAAACACAAAACAAAAUCAACUAAAAUCCUUAAACAUGUACAAAUCUAUUGCUUGCAUUGCUCUCUUCUGCUUGGCUACCGUCAGCGCUGGCAUUCUUGAAACUCAUCAUGUUGUCCAGGAACCUGUCCUAGCCAAGGUGGGAUCUGUAGUACAUUCAGCUCCCUCGGCUGUGUCUCAUCAAAGUUUUACCCGUUACCACAACAAAGCUGUUGUUACUCCUGUUGUUACACCCGUAGUUAAGACAACUGUUCAUGCUGCUCCUGUUGUGUCUGUGGUAAAAUCUGCUCCCGUUGUUCAUACUUAUGAGGCUGCUCCAGUUGUACACUCUGUUCCCGUUGUACACUCCGCUCCAGUUGUUCAUGCUGCUCCCGUAGUACAUGCUGUUCACUCUUAUCAUCAUUAGGAGUAAUUUGUUAAAGACAAGGAUUAGUUGUGAUAUGAUAUUUGUUCAUUGUUAGUUAAUUGUAUGAAAUAAACAAAAUAAUUGAA
Messenger RNA from Lucilia cuprina (Australian sheep blowfly), 682 nucleotides. RefSeq names its product A-kinase anchor protein 14-like. The transcript has 2 exons. The record is from RefSeq and is a predicted model, not a curated record. NCBI's taxonomy places the organism in Eukaryota, Metazoa, Arthropoda, Insecta, Diptera, Calliphoridae. Bases 228 to 596 code for a protein of 122 amino acids.